GCGCGGAAAGUAUUGCGCAGGCGCGUUUGGCAGACUCGCUAAAAGGGGAGCUUUGGAGCUGGUGACCCAGGCAUUUGGGAAACCACAGAAGUCGUAUUCCCUUCAACCCUCCUUUGCUUCCCUUGUGGACAUGAUCCGUUAGCUGGCGUUUUGCAUCCUAGUUGUGUGAUGGAAGCGACUUUGGGGAUUCAGGUGGAUGAGCCAAGGACUUUUUCUCCUUUGCCUGACCGAUUUCAGGCUGAAGGCUCCUUAAAAAAAUAUGAGCACAAUUUUAAACUUCCAGGUGUUAAAAGAGAUAUUGAGAAGCUUUAUGAAGCUGUACCACAACUUGGUAAUGUGUUUAAAAUUAAGGACAAAAUAGGAGAAGGCACUUUCAGCUCUGUAUAUUUGGCUACAGCACAGUUACAAGUAGGACCUGAAGAAAAAAUUGCUCUAAAACACUUAAUUCCAACAAGUCAUCCUGUAAGAAUUGCAGCUGAACUUCAGUGCCUUACAGUGGCUGGGGGGCAAGACAAUGUCAUGGGAGUUAAAUACUGCUUUAGGAAAAAUGAUCAUGUGGUUAUUGCUAUGCCAUAUCUGGAGCAUGAGUCCUUUUUGGACAUUUUGAAUUCUCUUUCCUUUCAAGAAGUACGAGAAUAUAUGUUUAAUCUGUUCAAAGCUUUGAAACGCAUUCAUCAGUUUGGUAUUGUUCACCGCGAUGUUAAACCUAGCAAUUUUUUAUAUAACAGGCGCCUGAAAAAGUAUGCCUUGGUAGACUUUGGUUUGGCCCAAGGAACUCAUGAUACGAAAAUAGAGCUUCUCAAAUUUGUCCAGUCUGAAACUCAGCAAGAAAGUUAUUCACAAAAUAAGUCCCACGUAAUCACAGGAAACAAGAUUUCGUCGAGUGGCCCACCACCUAAAGCACUGAAUCAGCAGCCCAUCACAAAAUCAUCUGUUAAAAGGCCCUACACAAAUGCACAAAUUCAAAUUAAACAAGGAAAAGAUGGAAAGGAGGGAUCUGUAGGCCUUUCUGUCCAGCGCUCUGUUUUUGGAGAAAGAAAUUUCAAUAUACACAGCUCCAUUUCACAUGAGAGCCCUGCAGUGAAACUUAUGAAGCAGUCAAAGACUGUGGAUGUACUGCCUAGAAAAUUAGCAAUAAAAAAGAAGGCCAUUUCUACAAAAGUUAUAAAUAGUGGUGUGAUGAGGAAAACUGCCAGUUCUUGCUCAGCUAACCUGACCUGUGACUGUUACGCAACAGAUAAAGUUUGCAGUAUUUGCCUUUCAAGGCGGCAGCAAGUUGCCCCUCGGGCGGGUACACCAGGAUUCAGAGCUCCAGAGGUCUUGACAAAGUGCCCCAAUCAAACGACAGCAAUUGACAUGUGGUCUGCAGGUGUCAUAUUCCUUUCUUUGCUUAGUGGACGAUACCCAUUUUACAAAGCAAGUGAUGAUUUAACUGCUUUGGCUCAAAUUAUGACAAUUCGUGGAUCCAGGGAAACUAUCCAGGCUGCUAAAACGUUUGGCAAAUCAAUAUUAUGUAGCAAAGAAGUCCCAGCACAAGAUUUGAGAAAACUCUGUGAGAGGCUUCGGGGUAUAGACUCUAAAACUCCCAAAUUAACAAGUGAUAUACAAGGACCUGCUUCUCAUAACUCAGCUUUUUCAGAAAAGAUUGACCGUAAAGCUUCCCACCUCAUACAUACACCUCAAGCACAGCACUCAGGGAAUUCAUUGCAUAAAAGGGACAAUAAUGGCUGUUUUGAUGAGGAUGCUACCAAUUUAGAAGGCUGGGAUGAGGUACCCGAUGAAGCAUACGACCUGCUUGAUAAACUUCUAGAUCUAAAUCCAGCUUCAAGAAUAACAGCAGAAGAAGCUUUGUUGCAUACAUUUUUUAAAGAUAUGAGCUUAUGAUUAUAGUUCUUCAUUUAAUGUUUACUGUAUGUAUUGUGAGGUGGGGUAGAGUUCUUUGUAGUAGUCAUAUGUUCUUUGAUUAGAUACCAGGGCAGUAGCAGUAAUUUAUUUUAAGAUUCUAGUAUUUGCUCUCUUGGCAGAUUCUAAAAUACAGUUUAAUAUAAAAACUACUGCAGAUUUAAGAUUACUGAAGAUGUCUAGUAUAGUUCUUUGAACUAAUAACAUGAUCUUUGAGUUAGAUCUACCCAAGUAGAAUCAGAUCUUUAGAUUCCCUAAUUACUUUUCACUGCUAUAUGCACUGAAAGGAACAGUAUUAAAGCAUAGUACAAUAGGGGUUUAAGGUGCAAGUCUUAAAAUUAAUAAAUGUGAUAGGGAUUAAGUGAGUCAAAAGAGUUAGUUUCUUAGAACGAUGAGCUAUUUGUACUUUUGGAAAAUUCAGCCCGGUGCUGGUGUUCUAACAAUUCUGUAGGUAAAGAAGAUAAUUUCCUUUUAGAAGUAUCUGUUGUAGCUUUUAUGAACACAAAAACAAUAAGAAAAUAUUGGUCAUGGGGGGAUGUAACAUUUAAAAUUUAAUUUGAUUUAUCUGUUUUUUUUUUAAAUGUUUUAUGAAAGCAUUUUUGUGUGAAUUGCCUUUUUCUUAAGAAUGGUUUCUCUUCAUUUUUCUUCCCUCUACCUCUACCUAACACAUUCUUUUUGGAAAUUACAUGGGUGCUUACCAUGAAGUUCCUGGAUGCUUGAUUAAAUAUUGCAUGUGCUUACAGUUGGGAACUUAUUAAUAAAUAAUGAGUACACUAGUUCGUAAGGGGAAGCCACAGGACCAAGGCAAAGAUUGAUAGUGUAAAAUGCUUUUCUGAUUCUCUGAGUGUAUAUGCUUUCUCACACCAUCUUAGGUAUAAUCAGGUCCCUCCUGAAGGAAAGGAAGUCACAGAAUUUAUUCACUGUUAUUGGAGAAUGUUCCUCUGCCCAGAGCCAUCUAGUUCUCUCUAUCCUGUUUUGGCUAAAUUGGUCCUCCUGAGGGAAGAAUGAUUACCAGGGUCUUGGGCGGGUGGGGAAGAGAGAUAAUGAAGUAGGCAAAGUACAAGAUAGAAGCUUACAUGUUAUUUACAUUACAAAGUGUUAUAUAUCAAUGACAGCAUAUCAGACUUCUUAUCGGAAAUAAGUCUGGGGGGUGGAACCGCUCAAAAGUUUCCCAUUUAGUAGUCAUGGAGUAUAGAGACAACUUAGAGACACAGAAAAUACAUUAAUUUUAUUACUUUGAGCAUUUAAGUCAGUAUUUCCACCUAACCUGUAUGAAUAAUAUAGUGUUCUCAAACAGAUGGCUUAAGUUGGGAUAUUGUAUUUAUAAGCCAUUACCAUUUUUAUUUUUUCAAGGAGAACUGAAACAGAUUUUGAUUCAACUUUUUAGGAUGAGGAAAAUAAAUGGUAUAAAAUAAGUCAAGAAAUUUUGUACUGUCUCAAACCAUUUUCAGUGUUUUACAAAAUGUUCACACAGCAAAUGUGAAAAGCUUCAAUGUUCUUUUUUAACCUCAUGCUAUAGUAUUUUAAAGAAACUUGAAUAUUCUUGAAUUCGUAUGUUUAAUAAAGUAAUCUUUACAUUUUUAUGUGAGACUACUAGUUUGCAAAGUGAUAGCUUUUUUUAAAAAAAAAGUGUUAACCACUGGGAUCAAUGAAUGCUGUCUUGAAGCAAAUAGUGGUGGUAGGUUAGCAAGUGUUGACUUGGUUUAAGUAAUAUAUGACAAAUAGGAAUGUAUUUUUCUAUCGAAAAAGUGUUCAUUGAGUUAAUUUAAAGGAUAUUUGUUAUAAAUAGUGGUAAAACAAUAAACCAUCUCAGUAAAUGAUAACCCUGGACAAAAUGAAGUCUUUACUUAGCUGAAGUAUUUUUUCCAUUUGUGACUCAACAAAUUAACAUGUGCUCAGAAAAUUAAGAGGAAGAAAAAUUUCUCAAUAUCAAAGGGCAGGGAGGGAGACAUUCUCUAAGAAGUUUAAAAUUCAGGGCUGUUGUUUCAACUUUCCAUUAAUGUCACUUCUGAGAACAGAACUUGAUUGGUUUGCAGGGAGAGGUAAAGGGAACUAGUGUUUAAAAAGGUCAACAUCCAUUGUUACAAAUUAUCAGGGAAUUUCAAUCCCACUGGAGAAUGUUGCCUCAAUUUUUGGUGCUAUGUGGAUUAAAAUUAGCAAAUAUCUUCCAUAUGCAUAUUCUUUAGAAUUUUAAGCCUUCUGAAUGCAAUUUUAUAUUGCCAGCUCUCUCCCCAAAAUACUCUAAAAACUCAGGUAGGUAGUUAAUGUCAUUUCCUAUUAAUAUGGAAGUUCCUAGAGUAUUCAGCUGUUUUUCAUUGUCAGCUUUUUAAAAUUCUUGUUGCUCAGACUCUUGAGAUAAAACUGUUAAGGGUGUUUUCAUUUAAAAAAGCUAGACAUUUAGAACUAUUAAUAUAACAAGCUGCAAGUAUUGGUUUUUGAAACAGGCUGCAGCUCUCCAGCAUUUUUAAUGAAGUUUUCCUUUUAAGGAGAUUAUUAUGAUUGCCUUAAUGACCUAAAUAAAAAUGUGGCUCAAGAAUGAUUAUUCCAAGGAAUAAACCUAGUUUAUUUCAAAAUCUGAACCAAAGUCAAGUGAUGUUAGUAUCUCACUGUUUCUGGCAUCAGCAUUUUAGGAAAAAAAAUGGUGUUGCAGAUGUCAGAAUACUGAGUGCAUAAAAUCUUGAAAUUGACAAAACUCGUGGGUUUAGGUCUUACUAAUUUCACUGUUGAUGUAAUUUUAGGGCUGUGUGUCACCAAAAAGUUAUUUAUCUUAAAAAACUGGCCAAAUUUGGUGGGUAAUGCUGUCUGCCAGUAUCUGCAGAUGUAUUGUUUCUGCCUACAUUUGUGCGUGCUGUCUGUAGUCUUUAAAGAACACUGUCUAACAGCAGGCAGAAAUGUUAACUCUGUUGAGAUUUUUUUUUUCGUGUGUUCUUAGAACUAAUGCUGUUUCCUAAUUUUGUCAUCCUUUCUUAACAGGUGGUGUUACCACUCAUGUACUAGAUAAGUAAUCAGAAGUAGUUAAUGCUAUAUUAGAUUACAGCAAGACAUUGAAUAAAGUCACCACAAAAGUCAGUGCUAAGAGUAGAGAGCAAUUAAGGAAGGGGGAACAAUAAUCCAAGAAGAACAGAUAAGCUAUUUAACGUUCUGGGGAUGCCCAGAAAUGACUAUGGUCUGUUAAUUUCUGAUGGAUGUAGUAGGAACAAGU
This is a messenger RNA of Choloepus didactylus (southern two-toed sloth), 5104 nucleotides long. It is a transcript of the gene CDC7, whose product is annotated as cell division cycle 7. The transcript has 12 exons. NCBI's taxonomy places the organism in Eukaryota, Metazoa, Chordata, Mammalia, Pilosa, Megalonychidae. Gene Ontology annotation, biological process: protein phosphorylation; mitotic DNA damage checkpoint signaling. Gene Ontology annotation, molecular function: protein serine/threonine kinase activity; ATP binding. The record is from RefSeq and is a predicted model, not a curated record. The coding region runs from base 169 to 1884 and encodes 571 amino acids. Gene Ontology annotation, cellular component: nucleus.